AUGGAUUCGGGAGACGUGGUCGAGUCGCGCUUCGUGACGGCCCUUCGGACGCAGAGCAAGGCAGAAUCGCAUGGCGGAACGCUGCCUUGCCCAUUCUCAGAUCAUCACGAUCGGAUCUUCCAGAAUGUAUAUCAGCUCUUCGAUCACGUGAAGGCCGACCAUAGUUCGGAAAUACAGGGUCUCGAGCCGCGCCUUGCUCGUUCUCGUCUAAAGGAAGCGGCCUUGAAACUCAGGAGAUCAGAGCCAAUGUCAGAAGCGACCGCUGGGGAUCGUUCUACACCAGACAUUGCUGGCCUUAGCCUGGAUGCCAAGAUUGAACGCCAACCAUCCCCUCCCUUAAGAAAUAAGCGUCCGGCCGAAUCCGAGCCUCAGAUGGAUGCUGAAUUCUCAAGAAAGAUGCCGUAUACCAUUCCAUCGGAUCGAAGUAAGCCAAAGUCACAAGAUCACCGCCUUUACAACCCUAAGCAUGAGGCAAACGGCGGCUCGCCUUUAUAUCAAUCCUCGCCGGAACCAUCAACGGAUAGGCCGACGGAUACUACCAAGACCAUCGUGCCUCUACCGAAAUCACCCGCGCGUCAGUCUCCUCACCGUGUCGCGUCCAAGCAGCAGCAUUCUCAGCGGCAGCCAGGCCUAAUAGAACUUCAAAGAUACGAUCCGCGCUAUCCUGGACUGCUCUUACAGCCAGAUAGCCGGCCUAUCUCUCAGGAGCAACUUGCAUCUGAAGUAAAGUCUAUAUAUGCCGGACUAACAAUGGUUGAAAACAAGUGUAUACAUGUUGAUCGAGCUCAAGCCGCAGCCGCACAAGAUAAUUCCGAUUCUAAACUAGCCUCUGAUCAUUGGCAAGCGCUCAUUGCUUUGCACCGAACGCUACUGCAUGAGCAUCAUGACUUCUUUCUAGCCUCUCAACACCCUUCGGCUUCUCCCGUUCUUAGGCGACUUGCAGCUAAGUACUCUAUGCCUGCGCGCAUGUGGAAACACGGCAUUCACUCAUUUCUGGAACUUCUCCGCCGCCGGCUCCCAGACAGCAUUGAUUACAUGUUGGCAUUCAUCUACCUCGCCUACCAAAUGAUGGCCUUGCUUUAUGAGACCGUUCCCGCAUUCGAGGAUACCUGGAUCGAAUGUCUCGGCGAUUUGGGCCGUUAUAGGAUGGCGAUUGAGGAUGAAGAUAUUCGCGACCGCGAAACCUGGGCCGGCGUCGCCCGCUCUUGGUACACAAAGGCCGCAGAUAAGAACCCCACGGUUGGCCGGCUGUACCACCACUUGGCCAUCCUUGCUCGGCCCAACGCGCUCCAGCAGCUUUACUACUACGCCCGCUCUCUCACCUGCGUGAAGCCCUUUGCCAGCGCCCGAGACUCCAUUCUCACCCUACUAGAUCCCAUUCUCGGACGCACAGCGGCUACUUACUCGCACGCGCUGCCCAUCGAUACCAACUUUAUCAAGGCGCAUGCUCUGCUCUUUGAGCGCCUGCCUGGGGAAGAUUUUCUGGUCUCCAAAAAGGACUUUUUGGAUGGGUUGGACAGUCAUAUUGGUCGUGUUACUGCCAAGUGGAAGGAACAGGGCGUUUAUAUAGCUGUAACGAAUUUGGCCAGUGGGUUUGAGCACGGAGAAGAGGGAAAUCUUCUGCGCGAGGUGUUCUUGACUGAGCUCCAAGAGAAAGCGAAGACUUCACCACCGAACCUGGAGGAAACCCUCCGUACUGCCUCUCCAGCCGAUCAGCAAGAACCCAGCCCACCGUCAAUCCCAGAAGAAGAACUCGCGGAAAAGAUCGAGGAGUUUGUUGACAAACCCAUUUUCAAGGCAGCCAACUCCCUCACCAACGAAACCUUCGCCUUGAUCCUCCGCCGUAUUGGUGACAAGAAUGUGCUUCCUCACGUCCACAUCAUGCUCUCUUACCUAACCACUUUUGCUGCAAACAAAUACGUUGCGUAUCUCUUGAAUGAAAUCCCUUGGGCUGAACUAGUUGCCUUCCUCAACACGUUGGUCAAGACUGAAACCCAAUUGCAAAGCCAAGGCCCGACGCAGGUGCAGAACAUGGACAUGUUGCUCUCCGCGGAUGUCUUCCCUGGCACGCAUGAACGGGUCGACGAGCUCCCGCUACCGGAAGACUAUCUCGUUCGCGGAUUAAUUUGGGCCCACGACUACUAUCCGCGAAAGUGGUUUGAGAGAGAGCAUGAUGAGGAGGAGAGAUAUCUGGAGCUGGCGAGUACCGUCAAAUGCCGCAUCGAAAGGGUACUCAGAUUAGGCUUCCAACUCGCAAAGCAUAAUCGCUGGAUCACAUACGCGCAAGGAUCCCAUACGUUCUCCGUCAUUCCCUGA
This is a messenger RNA of Plenodomus lingam JN3, 2316 nucleotides long. The record is from RefSeq and is a predicted model, not a curated record. Lineage: Eukaryota; Fungi; Ascomycota; Dothideomycetes; Pleosporales; Leptosphaeriaceae.